Astrephomene gubernaculifera is the source of this 3224-nucleotide messenger RNA. The record is from the annotation of a GenBank genome assembly. Lineage: Eukaryota; Viridiplantae; Chlorophyta; Chlorophyceae; Chlamydomonadales; Astrephomenaceae.
CUUAGCUAAUGAGUCAAUAGCAAUUCGCCCAGGUUGCUAGUCGUAAACUGAGUUACAUUAUCUCAAUUGCCAAUUCCGGUUUGCUUGCUUUUUGCACUCCUAAGGCACCUGUCGCGAUGCGGACGUUAAUACCCCAGGAAAAUGACGUAUCAGUAUUACCACCUUUAUUCCCAGUGUUCCUGCUGCAUCGGCGUCCGCCCUCGAUCACGUUUCGACCGCGCGCUGAACUCGACCCAUCUGCCGACGACCUAAGCUCACGGCGUAGCAGCAACGAUGCCAGCAGCACCUCAGGCACCGGAAGCAACAAGCCUUCUGAUGUGCCGAUAAAGUUCACCCUUCCGAAGAGCUUUGGUGGGGGAAUCGGGCUCGGCAUCGGCGGCGGUCUCUUCCUGGGCGGUACUGGCUCAGCAAAGGCGGUGGCACUUUGGCGGUUUCCCGGCAGAAGGCGUCGCGUGGUGAAGGACGCGGAUAAGAAGCGCAUCCUGAUCGGCAUGUCCAACACGGGCGGUGGCCAUAAAGCCAGCGCAGAAGCCAUCCAAGCGGCUUUCCAGGAGCGCUACGGGAGCAAAUAUGAGAUCUACAUCGUGGACCUGUGGAAGGAGCACACGCCGCCUCCCUUCAACUCCCUGCCCGACUCCUACUCCUUCCUGGUCAAGAACUCCUUCCUGUGGCGCCUCACGUACGGCCUCACCAACCCGCGCCUCAUCCACGUGCCCUACCUCUCCUCCGUCGGCUGCUUCGUGGCUCGGGGGGUGGGAGAGGCACUCGACAAGUACCAGCCGGACCUAGUGGUCUCCGUGCACCCCCUCAUGCAACACAUCCCGCUGCGAGUCAUGCGGCAGCGCAUCUCCUCCGGCGCCAUGCCGCCCACCAACUUCGCCACCGUGGUGACCGACUUCACCACCUGCCACAACACCUGGUUCAGCCGGGACGCCACGCGCUGCUUCGUGCCCACCGACUUCUGCCGCGGACUGGCGUUGGAGAACGGACUGGAGGCGGAGCAGAUCAUCAUGCAUGGCCUGCCCAUCCGCCCCUCCUUCAGCCGCCCGCCGCCCCCCCGCGCCGCUCUGCGCCGCUCUCUGGGCAUGUCGCCCUGCCUUCCCGCCGUGCUGCUGGUGGGCGGCGGGGAGGGCAUGGGCGCGCUGGAGGACACUGUGGAGCAGCUGGAGGCCAGGCUGGGGGACAAGUGCCAGGUUGUUGUCAUCUGCGGCCGCAACCGGCGGCUGCAGGAGCGGCUGCGCGCCCGGCCGCAGGGCCCCGGCCACCUGCUGCUGCACGUGUGCGGCUUCGUGGACAACAUCCACGAGUGGAUGGGCGCAUGCGACACCAUCAUCACCAAGGCGGGCCCCGGUACCAUUGCGGAGGCGCUCAUCUGCGGUCUGCCCAUCCUGCUGAACGGAAACGUGCCUUGUCAGGAGGAGGGCAACAUUCCGUACGUGCUGGAGAACCGCGUGGGCGCCUUCGAGACGCGCCCCGACCGCAUCGCGGCCAUCAUCGCCUCCUGGCUGCUGGAGGGGGGGCGCGAGAUGCGGCAGCAGUUCGAGGAGAUGAAGCGCAGGAGCAAGGCGCUGGGCAGGCCGGAGGCCGUGUACCGCAUCAUGGAGGACCUGAAGGCGCUAGCGGAUGAGCCCUUCUUCGACUUCGGACCGGCCACUGCGGCGCUGCUGGGACGCAACGGCAAAACACCCGCCGCUGCCACCGCCGCCGCGACUGCGUAGCAUUAGGUGGUUACCGUACGGCAACAGGUGUUUGGUUGUUGUACGGUAGUAGUAGUAGUAGCAACAGCAGCAUGCAUAUGGUAUGGCGGGAAGUUUGGUGUUGUGGUGGUGUAAUCGAGCAGAACGGAGGAAGUCUGUGAAAGGGUUGUUGAGGUUGUGUGGAGGGGUUGAUUAAAGUUAGCGCAACAUUCGCAGGGGGCUAUACUCCCCUGCGUGCCCGCUGCUGUGGCUUGCACUGUUGCAUUUAGGUGAGAGAGCAGGAGAGCAGGGAAUGGAGAGGGAGGAACUGAGAGAGCCCCGCGAUUUAUAUUUUAGUAAAAUGGAGAGCGAUAGAAAUAGAGGCUGCUUUAAGGAAGCAAACAACGUGCCUGGAGUUGGGUAGCGUGAUUGGGCCUUUUUCCUGGGAUGCGAUACGGUGGUGGCAUGAUCCGACGAUUUCCAAAGGCGGCGUCUUGGUAGCCGGGCAACAAAGGCAGUGGUGUGUGUUUGCGCCCGUACAUCGAGCGUGCCGUGUAGCUUACAAGCGAUGUUCGUGGAAAAGCCUCCUUGCCUUUUUCCAACCUAGACAUGUGUGUUUUAAGGAAACUGGCCGCGAGUAAGAACGUACUGAAUUGUCGGAAGACGAUGUCCCAGCCAGGUGAAUGCAAGGUGAAUGCAUGGGGUGUGUCCUCGUGUGCUAUCGGGUUGACUGGACGCCUAUCAGCUGGUGUGCUGUACGGCCCCGAUUAGCGUCUGUGUGCAUGCUCUAGUACCGUACCAUAUGUAACGGUGGCGUGCAGGAUGUGACGGCAGGUGCAGGGAUGUGCUAGCUGGGGUGGAAACCGUAGCGUUCAGGCCCGUGGGUACACUGUUGCAGGAGCGGUGCGGGUUCUGACAGAUCUGAAAUGCAUCCCGGCUGGUGUGAGGCUGGCGGGGCUUAGUGUGUACGGUAGCGGCAUGUGGGGCUUGAUGCAUGUCGUUCGGGCCUCUUACCUCGUUUGGGCUUGGGUUUGGGCCUCUUACCUCGUUUGGGCUUGGUUAGGAGAGGGAGGCAGAGGAAAUGGGAACUGAUGCCCUUGCGUCCAUUUCAAUGUUUCCGUAGCCUGAUUCGUAGAAAACGUAUACGUAGUAUACGGUUUCGGAGGAGCGAAGAGGAGGGCAGCAUAACACGGUUUCGUGGUAACGCUCCUGGCAGGGCAAUGUUCUUUGACUAACGCACUUUAACCGCUUCUAAACGGCCGAGCGCUAAAUGUUAAGCUUACCGUGCGGCGCUAAGGAGGGAUGUCUCCUUGUGAAGAGCCCUGUCUUGGCCCUAGCAACCGAGUACCGGUAAUGAGGGCAAGUGCCACUACACGGCAUUGCACGCCAUAGCGACACGUGUGUACCUUCUUGCGUGACACUCAGACGCCAUGUGCGAUCCAUGUUAUGGGCACCUCCGGGCUUCCCAUGGGUACGGUGACACUUCGCCUUGGGACCAGAGCAGACCGAAUAGAACUGCCAUAUCUCCCAGCAAUUGAAAGUAACGUG